AUGGGAAUAUGUUCAGCGAAAGGUAAAACUAAGCAAGAACGAAAGGAACAGCACGAAAUCCUACCUCAAUAAUCUCCUCAACUUGACCCUACCUCAGAUGUCUAAAGAAAUUUUAAAUCCGAAACUAACAUCACUACUAAUAAGUUAGGUGCACCAUCAAACAAGCAAAACCAAAAAGCUAAAAUGGCUCCGAGUCCAUCUACUAAACCUGUUAAGCGAAUGGUCUGGGCAGAUUAGAUCGUUGAAAACGGUGGUCAAAGGGGCACUCUAAAAACUUGGAUUUCAAUUAAAAAUGCUAAUUUCUCUAAAUACUAUUCUGUUCUGAACAAAGAACAAUCUAAAUGUCGUAUAAAAUUGAAUGAAUAACUGGCACUUGUACAACACAAUCUAAGCGGUAAGAUUAGAGUGGCUGAAUUCAUUCCAAAAACCUCAGAAGGUGAUCAACUUGUGGAAUCUAUUAUCAAAACAUAACUUGUAAAUAUUAUACCCCUAAACCUUUAGAACCAUCCUAAUUUAAUAAAAUUAGAUGAAGUCUUUUAGGACGCUUCCAAUUAUUAAAUUAUUCACGACUUUUGCAAUGGAGGCUCCCUGCAAUAAUAUCUAUCGAAUACAGUUUACACAUAGUAAUAAGCAGCACUUGUAUUGAAAUAGAUAGUCGAAUUAAUUUCGUAUAUACAUAAAUUAGAACUGAAUCAUUGUGGAUUAUCGUUAUAAUCUUUUUAAAAGUAUAAUUAAUCUAAUUCAAAUUACAUUAAAUUAGUUGAUUAUAGGGCUAUUUAUGUUAAAUCAAUGAUUUCUACAAAAGAUAAUUUAAUGUAUUUGGCCCCAGAAGCCAUCCUAUAACCAGAAAUCUACACACCAGAAAGAGAUACAUGGAGUAUUGGCAUAAUGUUAUACAAAAUGCUAUCUGGGCAACUUCCAUUUAAAGGGUCAAAUAAGGACGAACUACUUUAAUCAAUUUAAAAAUAUUCAGCCUCCGAUGAAUUUGACACAGAUGCCCUACCUAAAACUAGUAUCGAUUUUAUCAAGAAAUUCCUAAGAAGUGAUCCAAAAAAGAGAAUCAAACUCAAUCUGGCUUUGAAUGAUUAAUGGGUUAGGCACAACAUAGAAAAAUCUUAGGCUGAAUAAGAUCAAAUUGUUAAAUAACUUGAUCAGAAUCACGCUCUUUCAUUCUUAUAAUGUUGUUUCUUGCAGUUUAUGAUCACUACCUUUCAAUCUGAUUAGGAAUAAUCUUUGUAUCAAAUCUUUGGGUAAUUUGACAUCAACCAUGAUGGUAAGAUCAAUAGGUAAGAAUUGACUCAGGCCUACAUGAACCAUUUUUCUAAUCUGUAAGAAGUCAAGGAACAUGUAGACACAGUUUUCAAAGGUGUAGAUAUAAAUAGAAACGGUGAAAUUGAUUUUUAGGAAUUCUUAAUAGGAGUCAUAGAUCGUAAUACUUUGAUAACUAUUGAUAAUUUAAAGGAGGCAUUUCGCAUAUUAUCCGACGUAGAAGGCUUCAUUUCUCUUUCAAAGAUGCAGUAAUUGUAUCAUAGUAAAAAGCAGUAACUAAAAUAGUAAUUUGCAGCGUAUGAAAAUAAUCAAAUUAAUUUUAAAUAAUUUUAGGAUUUGAUGUUUGAUGCUCUGUGA
Messenger RNA from Paramecium tetraurelia, 1626 nucleotides. RefSeq lists its product as uncharacterized. The record is from RefSeq and is a predicted model, not a curated record. Gene Ontology annotation, biological process: protein autophosphorylation; intracellular signal transduction; peptidyl-serine phosphorylation. Gene Ontology annotation, cellular component: cytoplasm; nucleus. The transcript has 2 exons. Lineage: Eukaryota; Ciliophora; Oligohymenophorea; Peniculida; Parameciidae. Gene Ontology annotation, molecular function: calcium ion binding; ATP binding; calcium/calmodulin-dependent protein kinase activity.